Messenger RNA from Soboliphyme baturini, 1131 nucleotides. Lineage: Eukaryota; Metazoa; Nematoda; Enoplea; Dioctophymatida; Soboliphymatidae. The record is from the annotation of a GenBank genome assembly.
AUGUUUGCAAUGAAUACGCAGCUACCGCUGAUGGAGUACUUGGUGGUGGACGCGGCUGGAUUUUUGAAAAACGUCGAUUUACGAUUUUCAAAGAAAACCGGUGAUUAUGCCAGUCUUUCGGCGACUGACUUGAAGGUUAUCGCCGCGACGUAUAUGUUACAAGCUGAGCACUAUGGAACCGAGCAGCUGAAGGCAGAGCCAGAGGUUCGCACUAUUUGUCAGUUUACUCAUUCUGACUCUGAUGCUAACUUGCCUCCCGGAUUUUACUAUCCAAAGAGGAAAUCGAAGAGUGGACAUUUAACUGAAAAUGCACAGAACGACGUCUUGGAACGUUUCCAAAACUUAGAUUUUGAACAUGGCGUCACACAAAGCCUCAAGAAAGACGUUGAAGCUGACGAAUCGACAAGUAUCCCAGACAGUCAUCUAGCCUUUGCUUCCAAUGAUUCUGACUGGGAAGACGUAAGCCACUCAUCUUCGGAAGACGAUGAUGGUGGCAUAAGCGAUUUUGAAGACACAAGCGGAUGGAUCACCCCGGAAAACUUCGACCAUCCUUCCAAAGUCGGCGUCGAUAGUCUGAAAGCAUGCGAUGACGACGGCGUGCACGUGGCUUGCUUGACAACCGACUUCUCUGUUCAGAACGUUCUAAUUCACAUGGGCCUCAAAGUUGUAUCCGUCGAUGGUCUUCUUAUUCGGCGGUUAAACACCUAUAUCCUUCGGUGUUACAGCUGUUUCGCAACCACGAGUAAAGUUACGAAAAAGUUUUGCCCUAACUGCGGUAACGACACGCUGAAGAAACUGUCCAUCACAGUCAAUCCGGAUGGCAGUACAAUUUAUCACUUGUCUCGGCGAAAGAUCAUAACCACAAAAGGAACUAAUCGCUCAUUGCCGCGACCCAGAGGUGGCAAACACAGCAAUAAUCCAAUUUUGUGCGAAGAUCAGCCGGUUCCUCAAAACAGACUGAGUAAAAAGGCGAUGAAAAAACUUAACGCUCUCGACCCAGAUUACAUAGCUGGCGAUUCCCCGUUCAAGUUCAAUGAUGUGACAAGCAGGUCAGCCGUGUUGGGAGUACGCCACCUCAACGGAAGUUACCGUCAUCAGAACCGUGGCAAAAGAGGUGGAAAGCGUAGAUAG